AUGGCGUCAAACCCUGACCCUGCUUCUCUCAGUGCCCGCAGCCGCCGGUCUUCCAUUUCUGCCAUUCCGCGGCCAAAGUCUGGUACCUCUCGUCAUGCUACACCCACAGGUGCUCGAGGAGACCGGAGAGACUCGGCAGCAGGGACAAGGAUUCUGAACAUUGGUCACAAGUACAGGAAAUCAUGGCACCCUGAAGACAGUGUCCCGCCUAGCUCAUUUCGUAUGCGUCAACCCCAGGUCCCGAACCCCAGGAAUGAGUCUUUGCUUCCAUACAAGCAACGAUCUCAUCAUGAUCUGUCCGGAACCCAACAGCAACUCUAUGUUCGAAACCUGUCCACGCACUCCCUGGGCGGACCUGAUGCCGUCGUAGCUCCACAUCAGCUCAAACAGACAUCCAGCACUACCGCACUGCCCAAAUCCAAGACGAUGAGCAGCCUCCUCUCUUCACCCCGUGAGACCAUCACCAGAAGACGCCUCCUUCAACCCCUCGAGCCGCCACUACCACGAACGCAGACCUUGGGCAAUAUCUCGUGCUUUGGUCCAUUAAAUGAAACGCCUUCGCCGAGGAAGCCAAUCUCAGUUUCCCUUUCCCUUCCACGGCAGCACCAUGACAAUCGAAGUCACCUCAACGUCGCCGAUGCGUUGGUCGAAAGUAGGAUGACAGAAAAAGAGAUGGACUUGAUGAUCCAGGUCCAGAAAGAGGCCGCAAUCAAUCGUGCUCGACUCAGAAAUUCUUGUCAACACCGAAACCCUCUAGAAUAUCCUCCUCCUGCGCAGUCGACGAAGCGAACAAAUGAGCAAAGAGCGACCCUCAAGUUGUCGCUGAAUGACGUUGCCAAUACACAGCGUCUCGAAGGCAUGGAGAGGAUAUCCUCCUCUGGGCGGCUCCUGUUCAUCAAUUCCACUCUAGCAAACAAGAACUGGCGAGAGAGUGACCUUCCAACUUCAACAACAAUGACGACUAGCAUUGGAAGCAUUACCAGCUCGAAUCCAAGCCAGAAUUCUGAGAGUGAUCCAAGACAUGUCAGAGACCACCGACUUUCCUUCAGCAGGACAACUAUGCUAACCGUCAAGCAGGUAUAUGUUGCAGAACACACAUCAUACUGGACCGGGCGAUAUGUGUCUCUUUGUGACCGACUUCGCACGAAGGAGCUUAACGUACCACCCCCAUCACCGUCGAAAUCGAGCGAAAAGAAGAUUGAUCGUCUUUUUGACAACAGUGAGAGAGUUCGUAUGAACAAUGCGCUCAAUGAACUGAGAGAGCAUUGCAAGACGGAAGAGGCCUUGAAGAGCUUUGACGACUUCGAGAAUACCCUCCUCAAAAAGAUAGGAAUAUCGCGCCAGAGCCUGCAUCGAACUGGAAGCCUCGCAUUUGCGGGUAGAGAGGUAGAAAGGAAGCAGGGAAUAUCCGGGUCGAGUGCCUCCAGGUCAUUUCCCUUGAACAUGUCAAAUUCUCCCAGCAACGCGUCAACGCCAACAAGUCGAAUAUCAAGCGUCAAUGCUGACGCCGUGCUAACCGUAAAUUCCAAGUCGUUCUAUGGUGAAGGCGCAAUCGCAAAAAGCAAGACUACUGGCAAUCUGGCAGCCCUUAUCCCCCUCAUCCCAAAACGGCAGUAUGUUGUUGCAAGCAGUUCGCUGCCAAAGUCGAAUACCGUCCAGCCAGUUUCACAUAGGCGCAGAACAUCCUACUUCGAGUGUUCUCCCGAAACUCGAGCAAAGGCUAUGAAAGAGCGAGAGGAACGUGCCUCUCGUAGAGCAGCUGAGGCCCAUCGACGUUCAAGCUCACAUAUGCCAGUCUUGGACGUGACCAAGAGUCGCGGGCAGAGCAAGGACCAAGGAUCAUCCUCCAGGGCUGUGAAAAUCUCCGGGGCGGCCCAGUCUCAACUCAACUCUUCCAACUCCAAAACCGAUGCAUCGGGAGCAGUGGCAGAUUCCCUGAGUGCCGCCAUGCUCGAGAGCGGUCAUGUUCGCCCCCCACCGAAUACCGUGAGUGCGGCUUUGCCCUCCCGAGUGGAGCUCGUGGAGUUGUCUGGAGGUGGGAAAGAGAAGGUCGUCAAGUCACGGCGCAAGACCGAGAGACAGAUCAGCGGGGAGAUGGUCAAGAUCUUGUUUGGAGCUGGUAUGCGAGAGGUGAAGAAGAUGGGACGUCGAGUAAGUGGGAUGAGCUGGCCCGGAAGUAGCGAUGAAUUUUAA
Cladophialophora psammophila CBS 110553 is the source of this 2193-nucleotide messenger RNA. RefSeq lists its product as uncharacterized. Lineage: Eukaryota; Fungi; Ascomycota; Eurotiomycetes; Chaetothyriales; Herpotrichiellaceae. The record is from RefSeq and is a predicted model, not a curated record. Bases 1 to 2193 code for a protein of 730 amino acids. The transcript has a single exon.